This is a messenger RNA of Prosopis cineraria, 1187 nucleotides long. RefSeq names its product putative ripening-related protein 1. Lineage: Eukaryota; Viridiplantae; Streptophyta; Magnoliopsida; Fabales; Fabaceae. The transcript has a single exon. The record is from RefSeq and is a predicted model, not a curated record. Bases 36 to 596 code for a protein of 186 amino acids.
UCCAACCUGGUAUUUCAAAUCCUGCUCUCAUCUUCAUGUUGUCUCUUGUUCUUGUAAUGAAUCUGAUGGCGUCCAUUUCUGGGGAAGGCGGUGGCACCUGCAAGCCCAAUGGGAGAUUAACCGGGAAGAAGCCUCCACCGGGAAAAUGCAAGGGAGACUGCUGCCAUCCGGGGAAGUCGUACCCCAUCUUCCAGUGUUCGCCGCAGCUGACAAAGCGGACGAAGGCCACUCUAACUCUGAACAGCUUUAGGAGAGGCGGAGACGGAGGAGGGGCAGCAGCGUGCGACAACAAGUUCCACUCAGACGACACUCCGGUGGUGGCGCUAUCAACGGGAUGGUUCAACCACAAGAAGAGGUGCCGCAAGAGUAUCGUCAUCUUUGGGAAUGGAAGGAGGGUGAAGGCCACGGUGGUUGACGAGUGUGACUCCACAAAAGGCUGCGAUGCAGAGCAUAGUUUUCAGCCUCCGUGCCCUCCUAACGUCGUUGAUGCUUCUAAAGCUGUUUGGAAGGCUCUGGGUGUGCCCCAGAAAGACUGGGGCGAGCUUCAUGUUGAAUGGUCUGAUGCAUGGAGAACAAGUUCUCGUGCACACACAUAAUGUUUGAGGCUAGCUUGCUUGUAUCUACGAGCCAAUGAUGUGCACGAGAAUUCCUCUCCAUGUGUGCGGGAAUAAGGUGAAGAGAAAUUUUUAGGUACGUUGAAUUUAUAGAAAAUAUAGCAACAAGCGGAUCAUGAAAAGACGCAACGCCUAUCAAAAGCGGCUUAAAGAAGGGAGAGUUCCAUGUCAUGGUUAAGGCAUCGAAUUCUUCUGACAGAUAUGAUUAAGUUAUAACAUACUAUUUUUCAAAGUUAUUAUUGAUAUUUUUAAAGUUACAAUUCGGUUUGCUCGAAAAAAUGUUCUUGCUUUGUUACGAGUUGUAACUUUGAGAAACAUCAGCGGUGACUUUAAAAAGUAGAAUAAAUCAUUUUGGCCCUGCAGAAAAAAUAUUGAUUUUUAUGAUCUUUUAAAAUAAUUAUCAUUUGCUAUAUAUAUGAUCAGGUUCAGUGGAACUUCCCCUUUCAUAAAUCUCCUCACGUGCCCCGUGUCUAUUUUAUGAUCAGUUUGGUAUAUAAAUUUUUCCAUGAAUUCAACCUGCUUGAAAAAUUUUCUUUUAAAGGGUACCAUGGUUUGUGAUUUUCUUAAUUGAAA